UAUUAACUUAACCAAUCCCUUUCUUCUCCACUCUAUCCUCCUUUCCUUAUUAAUACAUCUUCACAUCUGUCUUUUGGUUUCUUCUCUCCCUCCACGAUCCCCAUCUCUUUUGGAAGAACAUGGUUUCUUCACCUUUCUGUGUGCCCCAUCAUCAUCGAUCAGCUUCGACCAGAUUCAGAUUACUGUGUCAUACAUAUAUAUUGUGUGCUUUUAUUAUACUACCAGUUUCUUGAUUUAUACUAUACACCAUGGAAAGUCGUCUAGACUUCUUUUCUACAGAGGAUUGAGGACUCCAACAGUGAUCACAAUUAUUAGGAGGAUAUUUCUCUCUCCCAAUCUUUCUCAAGAACAGCAGUUUAAUUUCUUUGUUUCUUUUUCUCUCACUGAAUUACGAAUGAUUUGAGAACUCUCCAGUCACAUAAAGUUUUCACACCAUCAGGCACAGUAAUUUAGAAUUAGGGUAUAAUUUCCAGGAUCUAUGGCGACGUAUUUCCAUGGGAAUUCAGAAAUUCAAGGCGGCGGCGAUGGGUUACAGACGCUGAUUCUGAUGAAUCCUGCCUACGUUGGAUACUCCGACAACCAAGCGCCGCAGCCUCCGCCUCCCAGCAGCAAUUUCGUAUUCCUAAACUCCAAUUCUCCGGGGAACAACGCUCAGCACCUCUCCCACGCGCCGCCGUCCCAGACGCAGCACUUCGUCGGCAUACCCCUCCAAGGAAGCGCCGCUCCGUCAUCCGCAGCGUCGCCCCCAGAUCCCCCGCCGCAGGAUGUCUCCGGCAUCCAUGGAUUCCUCCCGCGUCUCCACUACAAUCUUUACAACCUUCCGGUCGAUGUAGGGGCGGCGCGUGAAAUCACACGCGCCCAGCAGGGUCUCUCCUUGAGCCUCUCCUCGCAGCAGCCCCAACCCCCCGGAUUCGGGACUUUCCGGCCGGAAAGGGAGCUGCCGUCGCAGCCACUGGUUACCGCCGUCUCCUCGCCCCCCCGCGGCGCCGGCGAGGAUGUCAGGCUGUGCGGUGGGUCUCCUUCCUCAGCUUCCGGAGUUUCCAACGGCGUCAAUGGAGUGCAGAGUGUGCUGUUGAGCUCCAAAUACCUGAAAGCAGCACAGGAGCUUCUAGAUGAAGUUGUCAGCGUCGGGAAGGGGGCCAAGGCCGCCACGGAAUCAUCGAAGGGGACCAACGCGUCCCAGGCCAAGAACGCCGGAGAUUCCGCCGGCGCCGCCGUGAGUGGAGACGGGCAAAGCGGAGCAGACGGCGGCGGGAGCGCAAAACGCGGCGCGGAGCUGACCACAGCAGACAGACAGGAAAUUCAGAUGAAGAAAGCAAAGCUUGUUAACAUGCUUGAUGAGGUGGAGCAGAGGUACAGACAAUACCAUCACCAAAUGCAGAUUGUGAUCUCCUGGUUCGAACAAGCUGCCGGAAUUGGCUCUGCCAAAACCUACACUGCCCUGGCCUUACAAACCAUCUCAAAGCAAUUCCGGUGCCUGAAAGACGCAAUCCUCGGCCAAAUCCGCGCUGCCAGCAAGACCUUAGGCGAAGAAGACGGGUUGGAGGGCAAAAUCGAGGGGUCGCGGCUCAAAUACGUCGACAACCAGAUAAGGCAGCAGAGGGCAUUGCAGCAAUUGGGAAUGAUCCAGCACAAUGCUUGGAGACCCCAGAGAGGCCUUCCGGAACGUUCUGUUUCCGUUCUUCGAGCCUGGCUCUUCGAACACUUCCUCCACCCCUAUCCCAAAGAUUCGGACAAGCUCAUGCUUGCUAAACAGACAGGGCUCACUAGAAGUCAGGUGUCGAACUGGUUCAUCAACGCCCGAGUUCGGCUGUGGAAGCCGAUGGUGGAGGAGAUGUACAUGGAGGAGAUGAAGGAUAACGACAAGAACGGAUCAGACGUCAAGACGAUCAGCAAAAGUGACCACAAUGAAGAUUCAUCCUCCAAAUCCGCAGCUGCUCCUCCCCCGCCGCCAACUCAGAUUCCGACCAAGAAACAUUCCGACAACCACCCCAUCACCCACACAACUCCUCCCGGAAUGUCCAUGUCCGCUAAUUCCACGUCGCCGUCCGCAAUGCGGACCAUCGCAGGAUUCAACCUCAUAGGCUCAUCCGACAUCGACAGCAUCGCGCAGGGGAGCCCGAAGAAGCUGCGCGGCGAAAUGCUACACUCCCCGACCGCCAUCCCGACAAUGACCAUGGAAUCGAAACACGGCGACGCCGACGGCAGUGGCGAUCAAAUGUCGAUGAAGUUCGGGGGCGACAGGCAGGGCAGAGACGGGUUCACAUUAAUGGGAGCGCCGACAAACUUCAUCGGAGGAUUUGGAUCGUAUCCGAUCGGAGAGCUCGGGAGAUUCGGGGCAGAGCAGUUUCCAGCGCCGUAUUCCGGCAACGGUGUUUCUCUUACAUUAGGCCUUCCCCACUGCGAAAACUUGUCGAUGUCGAGAGCCCACCAGACAUUUCUCCCGAAUCAGACAAUGCAGCUCGGACGAGGUGUCGAAAUCGGGGAAACCAACGACUUCAAUACCAUGAAUGCACCUGCAAACACACACUCAGCCAAUGUGUACGAAAACAUCAACAUUCAGAACCGCAAGAGGUUCGCCGCGCAGCUGCUGCCGGACUUCGUAGCUUGAUACAAAAUCCAUGGAAGAUUAGCUAGGCUGGAUGCAGAUUCAGAUUCAGUACGAGGUAUUUGCAAAUGCCAGAAAUUAAGAAUCUUUGAUCUUCACUAUUUUUUUUCCCUAUCCCUUAUUGCUAGGAUAAAGGGGGAUUGAAUGAUAGUGUAGAGAAGGAAAGAAGCUUAGAUAGUAUAUCUACAUCUACGACAUCUAUACAUAUAUAUAUAUAUAUAUAUAUGUACGUACGUAUGUAUGUAUGUAUACAUUUCAGGAGGGCCAAUUUGUGGUUCUUACAAUAUAGUCUUAGGUUUUUCUUUUUUGAAAGAUUUGCUUGGGGAUGUAUAUUAAUUUUGUAUUUGCAGAUAAUAGAUGAUUGUGAUAUAUUGUAAUAUGGAGAAACCAGUUAUUAUUUUGGUUGGUAUACAUGAAUAAGAUUAAUACAUGUAUCUGCCUUUGUUCCA
Andrographis paniculata is the source of this 3057-nucleotide messenger RNA. Its product is annotated as BEL1-like homeodomain protein 1. The record is from RefSeq and is a predicted model, not a curated record. Gene Ontology annotation, biological process: regulation of transcription by RNA polymerase II. Bases 479 to 2611 code for a protein of 710 amino acids. The transcript has 6 exons. Gene Ontology annotation, molecular function: DNA-binding transcription factor activity, RNA polymerase II-specific; RNA polymerase II cis-regulatory region sequence-specific DNA binding. NCBI's taxonomy places the organism in Eukaryota, Viridiplantae, Streptophyta, Magnoliopsida, Lamiales, Acanthaceae.